AGACGCUGUGAUUCACAAACCAAUUGGAAAUGAACAUAUGGAUAAUAGCAGGGAGUCAGGAGAGGAAGAAAGAAAAACUCCAAGUGCUAUCAGUCAGGAUUCAACACCACCAUCUGAAACACCAUCUGAAAGCAUUUUGGGCCCUGAUCACGUUUCAGUGGAUUUAAAGUCAACGUCUAUGCUGGUCAAGGAAGAUGAAAAAGACCAGAUGGAGAACAAGAAAUCAGAAAGUGUGGAGGAGGAAGGGGCAGAAAUCACAAAUCAAACUGAUAACACAGAAGAACCCACAGAAAUGUCUCUUAAAAUCACCAGGGGUGACGAUAAUAAAGGAGAAGUCAGUAAUGAGGAUACAGAUUUACCUGAAACUCAGACUGAGGAGCUGAACGGUGAUGUAGAAGACAGUAGCACAGAGAGCCAGCCUCACUUACCGUCAUCUAUGGAGAAAAACGAUCCAGUUCCAGCUGAGAAUGAAAGUUUUACUCCUUGUAGUGCUGAAACAAAUAAUGACAAUUCAGAUACAGUAGCUCUUUUUGAUAAUAACACAGAAGCAGAGACAGUUCAUGGGGAGUUAGAGCAGGAGGGAGAAACUCGGAGCUCACAGGAAUUUGAUUCACAGCAUAACCCUGGUAGAAGCACUCAAACUAUCCCAAAGGAUAGAGGAACAAGUGCACCAACCACAGAUCAGACCUCCGUGUCUCCAGUGAUGGAGCAUGUUAACAAUGAAAGCGACAGUGAUGCAGGCAAACUAAAGGAAAUUGUUGAAGACAACAUAAAUGAGUCCCAGCAGGUUAAAACAGAGAUAGAAGCAUCAGGCACUAAAGAAGAUGAUUUAAAUGAAAAUGACUUCAAGUCAGCGAUCAGUUCUGAAUUAGAGGCUGAAAAAGAGGAGGAGUCAAAGGAUGGGGGGAAUCAAGGGGUGAUGAAGGUGGAGGAUAACGAGGAAUUGGAGGAUUUAAAGGAGAUAAAAGAGCAAAAGGGAGAUGAGAAAGAGAGUAAUGAGGCAGAAGUGGAGAGUAUGCAGGGAGAGGUGGAAGACCUAAAGGAAGCUAACAAACAGUUGAAUGCAGAGGAGGAAAAACACCCCAAGGUGGAGGAGUUAGUGGAAGAAGAGGAACUGGUGGGUCUAGAGGGAAAAGAGAAGAAAGAAGGUGAAGGGAAAAAGGUGAAAGAGCAGAAGGAAGAUGAGGAAGAAAAGGAGUCUAAUGAGGCAGAAGUGGAGAGUAUGCAGGGGGAGAUGGGAGAGCUAAAGGAGGAUAGAAAACAGCUGCAGAAAGAAGAGUUACCAGAGAAGGAAAAAGAGGCCAAGGUGGAGAUGUUACAGAGGGAAGAAGAACUGGAGGGUGUACAGGAAAAAGAGAAGAAAGAUGAAGAAGGAAAAACAGUGCAGUCUUCUUAUUAUGAGGCAAAGAUCCCGAGCACCACGAACACACAGAAUGGCUCAGGAUCAUCUUUCACUGAAAUAGUCGCACAGGUUGAAAGCCACCAAGAUGUGGAAGGAAGAAAUGGGGAGGAUGGAGAGAAAAAACAAGCCAAGGCAGAGGAGCUAAAGUUUGAAGAGACUGACCGAGCAGAGGUUGAAGAAGUGCAUCAAGAGGAGAAUGAGGUGGAUGACAGCUUUAAAUGUUCAAAUGAGCUUUGCCCUCAAGUGCAUGAAGAAAAAGCUGGAAGUGGUUUAGAGGAAGGAGGUGAAGGAGCAAUACAGACAGAGAAGCUAAAGGAUCAAGCAAACACACCAGGAGAGAGGCAGAUGAUAGACUCGGAUGAAGAAACAGCAAAUAACACUUCAGAGGAGGCAGAAAGCACUCAUGCAUUAGGCCAGGGAGAUAAAACGGAGUCUGGAGACACUGAAAGUAGCAGCAAAGCAACACAACAGUUAAACUCCGAUCAACAGACGCACACAGAGAAGGCUGCUGUUGUAGUGGAGGAUAAAGACACUGAUAUAAAAAUGAGGGAAAAUGAUAGUAAUGGUAGUGAAUCCUGGCAUGAGGGAGGAAGGGAGCCUUCAGCCCCACAUAGUGACCCUGCUAAAAGUCAGUCUGUGACAUCUGAGCAAACUGCCCCAGGUUUGACUGAUGAUGUGUCUCCACAUCCACCCACUGAUCAGAGUGGGGAGACAGAGACAGAGAGUAAAACCAGUGGAGCUUUUGGUCUUUUAAAAAACCCCUUUGGUGUUUUCAGCCAGAAAUCUACCACCGAAUCUGACGGGUCCGCCGAACCAGCCCAGAGCUUCAGUACUAGUCCAGGUGAGGCGUUGCACUCGCAAGACUCGUUAACUCCUGAACAAGAACCAGAUUCCACCACUCACCACCUUGAAGUUGUGCACAAAGACUCUCCCACUAUCACAGAGCAGCCACAGCUUCAUCCUUCCUCUGCUGAGAUGACAAGAACUCUCUCCAAACAUUACAAAAACCUGCUCACUCACAUGGGUGCAGAUGAGACAGCUAUUUCGCUAGAGCUUUUUGGGCGACACAAGCUUCAGUUUUUGGAUUACAUUUUGUCCAAUUCAGACACCAUGUUGUACAAACCUGAUGAGGAGGAUGAAUCUAUAUUGUCAGAUGUAGAGAGACUUCUGUAUCAUCACAAGGAGACGCUGAUUGCUCCUAGCGUGACACUCACUGAUGCACUGCAGGAGGACAAAGAAAAGACCCGAAUGCUUAUGGCGCUUCAAAAACUGGAAACACUGUUGGGAAGAGUGAGACAGACUUUCAACACAAGACAGACCAACGACCGUAAUCAUCAAGCCGAGGCCAGCUGUGUUGGCGUCUCUUGUUCAAAUCAUAGAAAAAAUAAGAAAGCGAACACUGAGGAAGAGUCGAAGACGACACAAGAUCCAUCCAUCCAGAGAGAUGACUGGAUGAUAAUGAAAGAAGGCAAUAACCAAGUGGGUGGUGGUGUAGGAAAAGAUGAGAUAAGAGGAAAAAAACAGGGCAGAAGUGUUGAAGAAGCAUCCCUUCCUCAUGUUCAGCCAGGAUCACCAGAGAUGCUGAAAGGAGUUAUGAAGCAAAUUCUGGACUUCGUUUAUCAGAUGGCUGAAGACUCCUACGCCCACACUUGUGCAGUGAGGGAGCUCCUCAUAUGGCUUACUGUGCAGGUGGUGUCGUCUCUGCCCGAUGACUUGAGACCUGGGCCAGACCUGUAUGGUGUACCAUGGGAACCUAUCAUUGUCUCUGGCCUGUUGGGCCUGAUGACACUUCUGUUGUUCACCUGUAGAUGUUACAGCUCUAUAAAAAGCAGAAUUUAUCGACGUAGAGAGCAGGGGAUGGCAGAACAGGUUGCACAGCUACUGGAUGAGAAAUCCAAAGUCCUUGAGAGUCUGAGUCAGUGUCAACAAGAGUAUGACAACCUUGAGAGUUCACAGAGGGACAGCGGUGUCUUGGCUCAGACUCAGAAGACAGAACAACUGGAGGUCAAAGCCAGACAGUUGGAGCACUCCAAACAAGAGUUGGAGAGGGAUCUGGAACAGCUAAAGGAUCAACUGGACCAGCAAAGGGAGCACAGGACAGAACAAGAAAGGAGGAUAGCAGUCCUCGAGGAGAGCAUGAAAUCCCUUGAAGAUGAAACUAAAGACUUUCAGUCACAGGAAGAGCAGGCGCAGACCACUUUGAAAGUGUACAGCAUGAACAGUGACAGACUACAGAGGAACUUGGAAACAGCUGGAGAAGAGAAUGUAGUGCUAAAGGAGAGCAAUGCUCAUUUGAGGCAGCAGGUGGAGGGAUGGGCAGAGAGAGUGAGUGAAUUGGAGGCAGAGAUGAAAAGGUGUGAGGUUGCUUACAGCGGGAUGAUGCAGGAUGUGGCCACCAAGGAUGAACGUAUAAUGUCCUUAACAGAUCGGCUGCUGAGGUUGAAAGGCUGGGAUUCAGAGCUGGAGGAAGAGGAAGGAGGAGAAAAGGAGACAGCCAAUGGUACGCCAGAAAAAGGAGAGAAGAAUGGAAGAGGGGACAUAACGGACACCCAGGCCCAUCUGCAGAAAGUCCAGAAACUUGUUUAUGCUGCUAAGCUGAAUGCAGACCUCAAAUCCCUAGAUGAGGAUAAGGACAGAGUAUUUGCCAAACUGAACGAUGAAAUCAAAGCAAAAGAAGACCUGCAAUUAAGCAUAGAAGAUAUGGAGAAAGAGAAACUAACUUUGCAGUCGGACGCCGAGAACUACUCGGAUCAGGUCCAACGAUUACAACAGAAACUCCAGAUUAUGACAGAAAUGUACCAGGAGAAUGAGCUCAAACUACACAGACUUCUGACGGUGGAGGAGAAAGAGCGUGUGCAGAAAGAGGAGAAGUUAAACAAAGCAGACAAAAAUAUUGCGCUGGCGAUGGAGGAACUUAACAACUACAGGCAACGAGCUGAAGAAAUGGAGGAAGAGCUGGAGAAAACCAAACAGUCUUACCAGACUCAGAUAUCAGCACAUGAAAAGAAAGCUCAUAAUAACUGGGUGGCAGCCCGAGCAGCAGAACGAGAACUGUCAGACUUUAGAAGAGACAACGCUCUCCUCAGACAGAAACUGACGGAUACACAGUUUAAACUGGACGCCCUCGACAAAGACCCGUUUGCCUUGAACAGUCUAGCAAGACCAAUGCCUUUCCGUGCUGAAAGGUCACCGUAUGUUCCUUCUCCUCUGGGUCGACCUUCAUCGGAAACCAGACCAUUUCUCUCACCUCCUACGUUAAUGGAUGGACCACCUGCUCGACUGUCUCCUAGAGUGUCUCGUGGUCCAGGGGAGCCCCCAGGAGGCCAGAGGGAGAUGGAGCGCAGUGGAGGUCCUCAUUCAGACAGCGGCUCAAUCUCUCCUACCUGGGAGAGAGAUCGCAGAGGACCCCCACCAGGACCUUUACCAGGACCACCUGGGCCUUUAGGACCUCCAGGCUAUAUGUUUCCAGAACCAGGAGCUCCCAUGUACAGAAGACCUCUACCUCCUCCAGGAGCUCUGGGCCUUUUGCCUCCUCCUGACUCUCUCCCUCCUGGCGUCCUUCCCCCCGGUGUCCUCCCUCCCGGCGCCCUCCCUCCUGGCGUCCUCCCUCCCGGUCCACUCCCUCCUCGUGCCCUUCCUCCUGGUCCACUCCCUCCUCUCCCUCCUGGCUCCCACCAUCCUCGGAAUGUUCCUCCAGGACCCUCUUACCCUGCAGACAUGCCAGAUUCCUACAGAGAAAACAGCUUUGGACCUGGUGAACAGGACCAUAGAGAGUCCGGUCCUGAACGCAGGACUCCCCCUGAAGCAGAUCCAAGGAUGGGUCCACCAAUGGGUCCCAUGGAUGGUCCCUUUCCUCGCAGAGCCCCUUAUGGACCCCCACCUCCUGAUUUCUACUCUCCCAGGGGACCUGGGGGACUUCCCAUCAGGCCUAUGUGGGUUCCUCAACCUCCAGGAGUGAUGGCCCCUCCUCGAUACCAUCCUAGUGGAGCUCCCCUUCCUGUUGGUCCUCAUCCUCACAUGCCCUCCUAUGCUCCCAAUAUGCGACCCCCUUCUCCCGACGGCCACCCACCUUCUUCCAUGGGCCCUCCCCCACCUCAUCAAUCCCUCCCUCCCGCACCACAAAGCCAGUCUCCAGAGAACGCAACCUCACCUGAAGACGCCAUUUGAGCCUGACUGAGUUUCUACAUCAGCUGUGAGACGAAGAACUUCUGGUUAAUGUUUAACGUGGACAGUGUAGGGCAGAUUGCUGGUUACCCUUUUUCCAUAAACAUCUAUUUAUUCACCAGAAGGAUGUGUUUAUUGAAUAGUGUUUGCAGGGGAGAACAUCCUCCUUCAUUGGCCUGUUUUCUUGCUGCUUGUUGUCUAAUGACAUUAUUUCUUACGUCUUUUGUUAUUCCCUCACCUGUUUCUCUCACCAUUUACAUUCUCUAUGAGGAAGCUGAUGUUAAAGUAAACUCGGCCUGGACUGCGUGUGUCACAUGACCCAAAAACAGCUGCCUGUCGUCUAGUCAGCGUCAGAGGUUUUUGAUGGGAAUACUUCACUGAGAUGAAGGAGAGAUUUGAAUGAUCGUAGCAUGUCUGUCAUGGCAAAAACACAACUAGCCCUGAAAUAGUUUUUGUCUGUCAUCAUCAGUAUAAUUUAAAAAAAUGUAGCUGGUUAGCAUCUUGUCGUUUGAUUUUAUGACACUUCAGUCUGAACACGUCAAGCCUGGUUUUGCCUGCGACUGAGCUGAGUUGAUCUUGAACUCAAAUGAGACUGCUUUUGGUGAAAUGUAUCAGAGUUGCAUAAUUGAAUUUCACUGACUUCCCUGUGGGAAGUGGGAUAUUUUUCUUCUUAUUUCACAGUGAGAGAAGCAGUUGAACAGUGCUUUUGAUCAUGUUACAGUGACUUUAAUAUGGCCUAGACUUUGAAAAAGGUGGCUUAUAAUAGCUGCUCAUGUUUCCCUGAAUAAACAGUCACAGGAGUAAGUUUAAUAGACUGACUGGAACAGAGGAUACCUUCAUGUGAAUUUUGUAAAAAGUGAUUAUUGCUAGAUUAAUAAAGACUUGAAUUGUCAGUGUCAUCAUAUUUACUAAUGUAAGUUGUUAUGCAUACAGCUGUAAAGUCAUCAGGAGAAACAAAACAUUAUUAAAAAAUAGUUACAUUUUAAAUUUUUAAAUUGUUUUGAAUUUGACACUUCUGAAAUUGCAAAAUAUGCUUUGAUUUAUUUUAACCAUGACUGUAUACAACAGUUUCUCAACUUCUGGUGAUUUAUCACAUGAUACAUUUCCAGAAUAUUUUAAAGAUGCUCAGAAAAAUCUGAAAAUAAAGGUUUACUUCUCCAGCUUCA
Maylandia zebra (zebra mbuna) is the source of this 6732-nucleotide messenger RNA. RefSeq names its product MIA SH3 domain ER export factor 2 (gene mia2). Gene Ontology annotation, molecular function: protein binding. Gene Ontology annotation, biological process: vesicle cargo loading; endoplasmic reticulum to Golgi vesicle-mediated transport; protein secretion. NCBI's taxonomy places the organism in Eukaryota, Metazoa, Chordata, Actinopteri, Cichliformes, Cichlidae. The record is from RefSeq and is a predicted model, not a curated record. Gene Ontology annotation, cellular component: endoplasmic reticulum exit site; endoplasmic reticulum membrane.